This is a messenger RNA of Prunus persica (peach), 1215 nucleotides long. RefSeq lists its product as uncharacterized. The coding region runs from base 192 to 887 and encodes 231 amino acids. Lineage: Eukaryota; Viridiplantae; Streptophyta; Magnoliopsida; Rosales; Rosaceae. The transcript is spliced from 2 exons. The record is from RefSeq and is a predicted model, not a curated record.
CAGAUAACGGAGUUGUGGUUAAGAACCGAAGAAAACAAAGAGAUUAGAAAGAAAAAUAUAUAGAAAAGUCAAGCAGUAAUUUGAGAUAGAGUUCUAUAUAAAUCUGCACAUAGAGGCUCUAGAGCCGUAUGCAAAACCUAAACUAGCUCCAAACUCACUGAUCAGUAUUAUUACAAACACACACUACGGGUAUGGCUGCUGCUCGUUUUCUCUUUUCUUUCAUGCUCGCCUCUCUCCUUGCCCUAGCAUCCUUGCAUGGGGCUCAUGCUGUCCACUACGCCGUCGUUAACCGGGCUCCAAACACCCCCGGCGGUAUGCGCUUCAAAAAUAAGCUGGGUGUGAACUACACCCAGCAAAAAAUGGGAAACGCCACAAAUUUCAUUUGGAACCUCUUCAAUGAAACUACACCGGCAGAUAGAAAGAACGUGAAAAACGUAAGCUUGUUUGUGGAUAACAUCCCUGGCACUGCGCAUGUCAUCAACAAUGAGAUUCAUGUUGGGGCUAAAUACAUUGAGAGCAUACCGGGUGACAUAAAAACAGAGUUCAGUGGGGUACUUUACCAUGAGAUGACACAUAUAUGGCAGAGUCAUGCAAAUCAUCAAGCUCCAAAUGGAUUGAUAGAAGGGAUUGCAGACUUUGUGAGGUUGAAGGCAAAUUAUGUGCCCCAUAGUUGGGCAAAACCGGGUGAAGGUCUAAGUUGGAAGCAAGGUUCUUCAGUGACUGCAAGGUUCCUGGACUAUUGCAAUGGUCUUCAUCAACAACAAGGGUUUGUGGCUCAACUGAACAAGAAGAUGAGAGAUGGCUAUAGUGACAGCUUCUUUCACGAGCUGCUUGGGAAGACAGUUGAUCAACUGUGGACCGACUACAAAGCUAAAUUUGCAAACUAAUUAAGCAUGUGCACUAUAGUUAUUAAUGUUAUGAAAGUCUAGCUCUAAUACGAACAAAUAAGAUGUGGGUUUUGUAUCCACAGUUGGACUAAAAUAAAUUAGUUAAAAACAAAGUCCAAAUAAUUAGUAGAAUAAUAGUCUACACAUACAACUACGAGUAAGCCAAAGACUAGUUGUUUGCAUAUUUGUGAGACUAAAUUAUAUUGUUGAUGCAUAUAUGUCAAAUUCCUCGAUAACUGUCCACCAGCAGAUGUAGAUGUAAUAUCAUGAACCUGGAAUUUGGACUAGAAUAUACUUCCGAAAUAUGGGAGGAAAAAAAAUAGCUUUA